This is a messenger RNA of Schistosoma intercalatum, 649 nucleotides long. The record is from the annotation of a GenBank genome assembly. NCBI's taxonomy places the organism in Eukaryota, Metazoa, Platyhelminthes, Trematoda, Strigeidida, Schistosomatidae.
GCACAUCAUUAUGUCUAUUGUGCGCACAAUUUAUUCAAGCGCGUUUAUGAAAACUUUACAACCUUUCGCUAUAAGUGAUACAAAAUGGUAUAAUCAGCGACAUCAUGGUGGCUGGCAAUAUGCAUUGAAACGAAUGAACAUUAAUCAAAUGUGGAUUACCGAACUCCUAACAUCUAACCGAUCAUCAUUCAAAAUUUAUCGUCACAAUAGAUCAAGGUAUAAGAAAAGGAAACUUGUUGAAAUACUUUAUGCUGAGAAUUCUAUGUUGUACCAAAAAUAUGAUGUUGAAUAAAGCUUCUAAUAAUAAAUAAUCACAGAAUUAACGCAAUUGAAUCAAGAACUACGAUACAAGAACAAACAAAUGUAUUGUAUUUGGAAUUCGAAAUCGAGCAUUCAACAAGUACAAAAGAAUCAUUAGUUAAUUCAAACACCACAUCUAUUCACUUACUUCUGACAGUUGUUAUUCCGUAACUUUCAGUAUUGACUAUCAUUUACCAGAAAAUUAUGUUAUUGUUUUUUUAUUAGUCUUCUCUCAGAAUGUUUAUGUUAACACAUAAACAUUAAACUGUUAGGACAUUUUUGUAGUUUUCCCGUAUUUAUUACCAUUUUUUAAUAUGAUAUAAGGUAUAUAUAUAUUAUUCUCAAGUAA